GACAACUAUGGUACAAAUUAAUGUUUAUUUCAUCUUGUUUCUGGGAUUUGUUGCUUUUAUAGAGGUGAAUUGUAAAGGCCUAGGCACUUGUCCUAAGUUUGACUUUGCAACAGACUGUGUUAUCCACUUUGAUUUCCAUUGUGCUGUUCAAAAACAAUGCCCUUCAGGAUAUAGAUGUUGUCCCCAUGGUUGCAAUAGAAGAUGUGCAGCAGUUACAGUUAAUGGAAAACACUUAGGGUCUUGUCGUGGUGCCUCUGGUAAACGUGGAAAAAAAUGUACGGUGGAUAGAAGUUGUGAAGGACAUGAAAAGUGUUGUUAUGGAAGAUGCCGAAAAGUCAGGAAACAAAUUGUUAAGGUUCUUUAUCCUAUCAAACAUUAGUUAGAAUUGAUUAGUUUGAAAGAAAGUAAUAUCAUUAGGAAACAUCAUUGUGAAUUAUACUUAUAUUAUGAAAUAAUAAAAGCUUCAGUUAA
This is a messenger RNA of Mytilus californianus (California mussel), 471 nucleotides long. RefSeq names its product perlwapin-like protein. Bases 8 to 379 code for a protein of 123 amino acids. The record is from RefSeq and is a predicted model, not a curated record. Gene Ontology annotation, cellular component: extracellular region. The transcript has 4 exons. Gene Ontology annotation, molecular function: peptidase inhibitor activity. Lineage: Eukaryota; Metazoa; Mollusca; Bivalvia; Mytilida; Mytilidae.